Molecule: messenger RNA, 1286 nt
Organism: Myotis brandtii (Brandt's bat)
Lineage: Eukaryota; Metazoa; Chordata; Mammalia; Chiroptera; Vespertilionidae
Gene: PAIP2B
Product: poly(A) binding protein interacting protein 2B
Exons: 5
Coding region: 261-632 (123 amino acids)
Biological process (GO): negative regulation of translational initiation
Cellular component (GO): cytoplasm
Molecular function (GO): mRNA regulatory element binding translation repressor activity
Source: RefSeq, a predicted model, not a curated record
GAGGCCACCUGGCGAGUGGUGGGGCGCUCCGCGGUGCUGUGGCUCACGCUCCGGUUCGGGAGGCCGAGGCUGUUCUGGCGGCGGCGACCUCUGCGGCGGCGAGGGCUGAGGCUCUCGGAAGAGCCACCGCGUGGGGUCUGAAGGAGGGGCUUCUGGUCAGCUCAGGCAGCUGGAAGGUGAGCACCGGAGAAGCAGAAGACACUGUCCAGGGAAACUUUACAGUGGGAACUUGAAUCGGUUCUGUUAAAGGUUCUAUCAUAAUGAAUGGAUCCAGUGUGGCAAAUACAUCACCCAAUGUAAAAUCCAAAGAGGACCAGGUGUUAAAUGGGCACGAUGAGAAAGAAAACCCAUUUGCAGAGUACAUGUGGAUGGAGAAUGAAGAGGAUUUUAACAGACAGGUGGAGGAGGAGCUGCUGGAGCAGGACUUCUUGGACCGGUGCUUCCAGGAGAUGCUGGACGAGGAAGACCAAGACUGGUUUAUUCCAUCGAGAGACCUGCCUCAGGCCAUGGGACAGUUGCAACAACAGUUAAAUGGACUAUCUGUCAGCAAUGGUCAUGAUUCUGAAGAUAUUUUGAGCAAAAGUAACCUGAACCCGGAUGCCAAGGAAUUUAUUCCAGGAGUGAAGUACUGAGCUGACAGAAACUUUGAGGAGGACUUGUAUGUCCCCACAUCUGGGGACAGUGCCGCACAAAAAGGCAGAGCUGAAGGGGGGGUGGGGUGGGCUAGGGAUGCACAGUGGGGGAGGGGAAUAGUAGUUUAACUUAACACUGUGACUGGAGUAGCUAAACGUGCUCAGUCUUACUCUACAAGCCUCUGAGUAUUUCUCUUUUGUUCUACUGACUUUCCUUUUGAGCAGUUUAUUAUUAUUAUUAUCAUUAUUAGGUUUUGCCUUUUUGAGUUAAGGAAAUUAUUGCAAUUCUUCACCUUCAUCAGGAAUGUUCUGCAAUGUGUGUUUAAACAGAAUAAGCUGACCAAGAAAAUCUGGGUGUUUACACGAAUGCCCUCUCACCCUGCUGUAUGCUUGCAAGGGCAGUGAGCACCUAGAAAACUACUGAGUCUGUUAAGCUGGAUGGGAAGAGGGAUGAGUGGAAGAAGCAGGUGUUUUAAACCAGCCUUUGCAACUAUGCGACCCCUGAGGGCUUUCUGCAAUGAACUGGGAUUACCAAUUGCCUGCUGAGCCCAUGUCUUCCUGCCUUGAACCUCCAUUCAAGAAAACACGGACUUAAAAUAUUGGUUUACAGUAACUCUUUUGAUGUUGAUGAAAGUUGUAAAUUCAAGGGGAAAA